This is a messenger RNA of Salvelinus sp. IW2-2015, 1557 nucleotides long. NCBI's taxonomy places the organism in Eukaryota, Metazoa, Chordata, Actinopteri, Salmoniformes, Salmonidae. The record is from RefSeq and is a predicted model, not a curated record.
CUAUCAUUGAUGAACGGAGUUGUUGUCAAAGAAGAGCGUUGUCACUGAUUGUUAGCCAGCUAGCACUAGCAUUCUGUAAAAAUGUCUAAAAUACAGAUGYUGAGAGUGUUUCUCAACCAGCGGUUAACUGUGGCUGCUGAGGAGAUAUUUGGGGCAGUUGAAAAAACGAUAGCGGAGUACCAGGAAGAGGUUUCCCGUUCGAAAGAGGAGAACGACCGUCUACAGAAUAUUCUUGACAUCGUUAUUAAACCUGAGAUAAAGUUACAAAGAGCAGACCUCCAGCAGCUCACUGUAUUGGAAGAGGAGGUUCACCCUGAGCAGCAGCCCUGUGAGCAGGAUUGGAGCCCUAGUCUUGGACAGGAGGACAGCGAGCCCAUACGGAUAAAAAAKGAGCAGGAGGAACUCAAAAAGCAACUUCAGUGGCUGGAGUCUGACACCAGAGAGUUCAUAUUUGAUCCUUUCUGUGUAAGUGAUUAUGAUCAGGACCCAACUCAGUCCUUGCAAAUCCAAAGUGAGGAAAAURGGGAGAGAGACUCUCAACCAAACAUUGUAACUGGACAGAUAAAAACAGAAUCUGAUGGAGAGGACUACAGAAUAUCAGAACCAACCUGUUCUUCAGCUCAGAGUAAAAAUAGUGAACUAGUCAAUGGGAUGGAAAGCAAAGGAGCGCAGUCUGUUUUAAAGUCACACAAACCAAAGAGCACAAGAAAACUAAAAAGAAAACAAUCUUAUAUCAGUGCAAAUGGCAUGAAAUGUACUCCAUGUUCUUGUAAGGUUUGUGGGAGGUCUUUUCGGUACAARCGUCCCUUUUUUAAUCAUGUGCAAAGUCAUGCACAUAUAGAGGAUAAAGAACAUCCCUGUGGUGUGUGUGGAAAGCACCUAGAUUCUAAAGAGAGUAUGAAAGAUCACCUCCAAACUCACGUCGUAGCUGAGCCUGAGUUUUGUCAUGUUUGUGGUAAAACGUUCACCACGAAGCUUAGGCUGAAAAAGCACAUGMGGGUUCACACAGGAGAGAAACCAUACCGCUGCGAUGAUUGUGGCAGGUGUUUCAGCGAUGCCGCCAAUUUGAUCGGACACAAAAGGACUCACACCGGUGAGAAACCAUAUUGCUGCCAGGAAUGUGGCCAAGGAUUCACUCAAAGUGGACAUCUGGUUUUGCACAGGAGAAGACAUACUGGGGAGAAGCCAUAUCUCUGUUCUGUUUGUGGCAAAAGUUUCAGCACCAGAUCAAAUUAUACAGGACACAUGAGAGUUCACACAGGGGAGAAACCAUACAGYUGCCAUGUUUGUAGMAAAUGUUUCAGCAAUACUGCGAAUCUGAGUGCGCACAGGAGGAUUCAUACAGGGGAGAAACCAUAUUGUUGUGAUUAUUGUGGCAAAGGAUUUGCUCAGAAUGGAAAUCUUAAAAUGCACAUGAAGACACACAGGAAAUAAAUCUUAUAGGUUAAUUGCUGUGUUUGUGAGAAAUAUCUCAGCACUGACACCCACCCAACUUGMGAAUCCAAACAGGAGAGAAAUACAUUUAAGUCAUUUAGCAGACGCUCUUAUCCAGAGCGA